Molecule: messenger RNA, 4449 nt
Organism: Bacidia gigantensis
Lineage: Eukaryota; Fungi; Ascomycota; Lecanoromycetes; Lecanorales; Ramalinaceae
Exons: 2
Coding region: 1-4449 (1482 amino acids)
Molecular function (GO): guanyl-nucleotide exchange factor activity
Source: RefSeq, a predicted model, not a curated record
AUGAUUUACGUCAGUCCGCCACUGCCCGAGCUGGAUCUCGAGCGAUUGUCGUUAUUCCACGUGAAUGAACCAAUACUUGGGGACUUUCCUUUCUUGACUUUCUAUGGAUCAUCAACAACCGCCAACCUGACUCAUAACAGCUCUCGAAUUCAGGCUUACGUUUAUUCCCUAGCGGGCUUUUACUCGUUUCCACGCUUGACUGUAGCUCCAACCUCCCCGCUUUACGCUGCAGUCAAUCAUCUUCCUAGCGAAAUCCAGGGUGAUGAGGUCGCCCGUGGUCUAGCUAUUGCUUUACUCGCCUCUUUUGCAGCUAUUCCGUGGACUACAAGGGCAGCUCUGAAAGAAUUCGCUAACAGUCGUUAUCCGCAUGGCGUAGCACCAGCCAUCUUCGAUGAAAUGCAUGCUGCGCAUCUUGCAACCGGCAUGGUUCAAAUUGGCAAUGCUCGAGAAGUAUGGGACUACUUCACUUCUGCUUUGAAGGCUCGAACAAUAUCAUGGACUGAUGUCGACGUUAUAUUGCCCGUAGGAUCUAUUCAUCACGUCCCAAAAUCUGACGAAGGCGAAUCAAUUUUGGAUGAGAAUGGCUUGCCAUGUCUUGAUUAUGAGAGUUUUGCUCCGUUCAUUGAGACCCUCGGCAGUUCAGCUUUCCUCCCAACAACAAAGCUACAACGAGCACCCUCCAGGCAUAAUGUCCAUAGUAGGUCGAGAAACAUGUCCAAAGAAGAUAAAGUGGCCCUCCGUCGUGAGAUGUGCGAGCUCUCUGAUACAGAAAGCAAUUAUCUCGCUAGAAUUCGCGAGCUGCUUGGAAGGAUCGCGUGUGAUUCGUAUAGUACGGGUGGAUCGUGGCCGUCCUCCGUCGCCCGGAACCUCCAAUCUAUGUACGAGGUUAAUGAAUCUUUCUAUCAAGAUAUCCAAACAGUUCUGGAUACUACCGAGUGCGACGCUAUAAAAGACAUCGAAGGUGAAAUGGUGGGAUCCCCUGGAAUUCCCAUUACAGUCACUCAGAAUCGAAAGCGCGACUACACAGGUGCCCUGUUGUUAGCAAAGUCGAUUUUAAAAUGGUUUCCACAUUUCAUUCGGCCAUACCAUGAUUACCUCAAUGCUAGCGCGGAUCUGUCGGCUGCUCUCUCCAGGUUGUCAAGCCGGGUGCCUCCAGGCUCCCAGGAAAAGCAAUCCGAACUUGGUGAGCAGUAUUUGCGGUCACUUCUCAUUGAGCCAGUUCAGCGCCUACCACGGUACACUCUCUUCAUAGACAAAAUGCUCUCACUGCUGCCAGCCUCACACACCGCUCGACCUAAUUUGCUAAAAGCCAAAGACACGAUUGCUGAUAUCUGCGCUCUGGAUCAUGGCGGAAAGGGAGGCAACAACCAUCUUUUGGCAAAUUUGCAGAAGUCUGUCAAUGGGUGGCCUCGCUCACUCAAGCCAUUAGGCCGUUUGAUAACGGCAGUAGACGCUGUAGAGUUGAGACUCCCAUUUAACCACGCCGUUGAUGGUCUGUCCUGCAUAAUGAUACUCUUUGCGGGCAAGCUAGUUCUCAUACGCCAAUUAAAAGACGAUUCAAUGUCAGCACGCGCCUUCCUCGCCCGCUUAGAGCAAUCUCAUAAUGUCGUGAGCAACAUUCGGCAAGACCCAGAGCCAGCAAACGAUCUAGAAUUUGGGGCGGUGUAUGAUUUGGACUGUCUUCAAAUCACCGAGUCUGCCGACAGUCAUUUGAUAUAUCUCGCAGACAUUCCUUUAACGCCAUUGUUGCCGCAUGAAACAUUGACGAUCACCACACAGGUAUUCUCACUCAAAGCACCAUACCAUGGGAAGACAGCACGAUUUGCGGAGGAGAUAGUGAAAGCAAGAAUUGAAGACAGAAUUCCCUUGAGUGUCAGAGAUAGUGAACAUUGGUCCCUCAGACGCAUUGAGGCAAACAAAACCAAUCUCGGAAUACUAGCCAUUAUAACAGAGAACAAUAUCGACCGGAGUCUACACCGCCAACACACUUUGGGCAAGGUACGAUUGAACGUUGUCGAUGAGAUGGCUCAGAAAAUGACCCCGAUUCCUGUUGGUGGAGCGAGUGUAUCCGGCCAGUUAAGCGUCCGCAACAAUCAUGAGGCCAUCCUAGAAGUCGAAAGCUCUGACGGAUCUCGCUAUAAAGAUUCUUGUAUGGCUGAAGGUUUCGGGGGUCUUCUAAGAAAUCGUCGUAGCAGUCAAUCUGUACUGCAACAAAUCUCAUUUAAUGCUCAGAUCUUGGGUGGCCUCCCACUAGGCUCGCUCAAAAGAACCAAACAUAAAGCUUUUCGACCAAAGUCUCCGGUUAAAAUGCUCUCAAGCAUUCUUGGAGGCGUUUCAAGCCAGUCCAGCGCGCCGCAAGGACCUCGGUCAAGAGGCCCUACUAUCGAAGAUGCUCCACGUCUGUCGCCACCUGAAAUGGUCGAUGAGGGGCUUUCCACCAAAGUACAGACGGUAGUGUCGCCUGUGAAGCAGCUAAAAUCGAUCUCUAAAAACCAGGAAAACGUCAAGACUUCUUUACAGCUUCUAGAAGACACUUUCUCGGCCUACAUCCUUGCCCUUCGCUCUCGGUGUGGCAAUGUAGUCGGCAAAAUUCUCCAAACUCGUGCUUCAGCCGACGAACUCCGUGUCAACGAGCUAUACAAUUCUCUUAUCGAGGAGCCAAGUAGCCUUGAAAUCACGGCUGUAAUGUCAGUCGACGUCCUCUUCGCCGCUUUUGAGAAAUUCUUGCGGUAUGCCUGGAAGGAGCGCAUGGGGCCCCUCUUGGCCCCGAGUACACUUAAAGAAUUACAAGCCUCUUUUGACUCGGAGAACCCUGUCACUUUUGCGCAGAACUUCAAGCAUUCCCUAGAUGAGAUGUCACCCCAAAAUCAACGAGCCUUUGCGGCUGUGGUGAGACUUCUCUCAGACUUGCUCGAUGCUUCGGGCAACGAUGGUGAUCGUGGUAUCUUGAUUGCGAGCUUCGCCGAAGCUUUGGUCCUUGUCGGCAAUUCUCAUGAUUACAUCAUGCUCCUAGAUCGCUUAGUUGAGGACUACGAUAUACUGUUUGAGCACAUUCUUGAGCCUGGAGCAAGCAGCACUUCUGCUACUAGUUCUUUGAAUCGCACGACGUCCUUCAACACGAGCUCUUUGACUUCGAAUGCCUCAUCGCUGCGUAGAAGAUUGGGGUUGGGAGCAAACCUGACGCGUGAAAACAGUAAGAGUGAAACCGAAUCGAAGGUUGCAUCUAUCUGGCGAACAUUGAGCAAGAAUUCGAAGAGCGCCGGUGACUUGGCUCCCUUUACAAGCUUGUCCAAACAAUCACUGGUCAGGUCUAGAUCAACUGAUAGAGACUCACGAAUGGGCCCUCCCUCUCGUCCUGUGUCGCGUGACCGACCAACGACCUCAGGCUCCAUUGGAUCUGAAGGUCAACGCUCUCGGCCUAUCAGCUCUCAUACGAAUGCUAGCGGUCUCAGUAACAUUUCAGAAGAUGUGGUUCACAAAGCAGCCUCAGUGCUGAAAAAGAAAAGGCGCAGUUCUUUUUCGGAUUUACAUACUUUGAGAGAAACAGAGCUAAGAUCGAUUGCGCCCUUGCAGCUACAAUACCCAGAAGCAACACGAUCUGUGAUUGAGAACUCGGACGCACCGAUCAUGAUUGGAUCUCAAGCACAUAAGGAAGCUCAGGACAAGCCAAGAAACAGACGCUCACCUCAAAGAUCUAGUAUUCCUCGUCCCAUUUCCCCCAAUCAGAAGGAAAACUCGCCACUGCAGGGCCGAAAGGUCGGAAAAACUACGGACACUGACCUGGGUGCCAUCACUAUAACAAGCCAUAGUCCCAAUAAAGCCAAUAACUCACAAGUCUGUAGCCCACCUCCAAGAGCAGGCUUGAGCGAGCGUUCCUGGCCGCCCAACGCUAAUAUCCCUCCCUCAGUCCCCCAAAAGUCACCACCAAAAAUGCGUCUUCAGAGCCCUCGAAAAAUCCGGCAACGGCUGAGCCAGGAACAAGGGGUGACCAUUACCACAGCGCCUAGUCUUCAAGCUGAAAUGGACAAGAUUGGUCAGGAGCUCUCGGCCAUGAGCCGACCAGGCUCCUCGGGUCAAAAUCCAGUUGCGAGGUCAGGCCAGAAGGAUAUUCAAGAUAUGUCAGCUCGGAUAAAUGCACUGGAUAAGCAAUUGAAGGUGUUUGUUGCAAAAAGCAUCAAGGCAUCACCACCUGCAGCGCCUGACCAACUUCUAGUCAGCGAGACGAAGAUCAAAAGGUUGGACGCGCUGUAUAAAGAAGCGAAUGCAGAGAACGAAGCCCUCUAUGAUCGUUUUAAUGACGAGCUAGGAAGAGUCCUUGCUCGAGUGAAGAAAGGGGAGGGCGUCGCAGAGCUGAAAGCCAAGCUGACAGAAACCCAAGAUGAGGUCAAUAAAUUAAGAGCGGAGAAUGCAAAACUCAAGAGGGAUUCUGUGAAUGUGAAUGGUCGAUAG